AUGCAUCUCCCCUGGGCCUCCCUCUUCCUUGCCUCGCUGCCUCUUGCGCUGGCUGGCGGGGACCGCGGUCAUAAAGGGCUCGACUACUAUGCCAAAAAGGCAGGCCUCAAGUACUUCGGGGCCGCGACCGACUCUCCUGGCCAGCGCGAGCGUGCCGGCUUGGAGGCUGCAUACCCCGAAUAUGACCGCAUCAUGUGGAAGUCAGGGGAAUUCGGCCAGACGACUCCGACGAAUGGUCAGAAGUGGCUAUUUGUCGAGCCGGAGCGCGGCGUCUUCAACUAUACCGAAGGCGAGAUUGUGACGUCCAAGGCGAGAAAGGCUGGGAUGUACCUGAGAUGCCACGCCCUGGUCUGGCACAGCCAGCUCGCUCCAUGGGUUGAAUCCACGACGUGGACUGCCGAGGAGCUCCGAUCCGUCAUCGUGGAGCACGUCACCAAGGUUGCAAAGCACUGGAAGGGCCAAUGCUAUGCCUGGGACGUUGUCAAUGAGGCGCUCAACGAGGACGGCACCUACCGCGAGUCGGUCUUCUACAAGGUGCUCGGCGAGGAGUACAUCAAGCUCGCGUUCAAGACGGCUGCCAAAGUCGACCCCCACGCGAAGCUCUACUACAACGAUUACAACCUUGAGAGCCCCGGGCCCAAGGUUGAGGGCGCCAAGAGGAUCGUCAAGAUGCUUCAAAAGGCAGGCAUCAAGGUCAACGGUGUGGGUCUGCAAGCCCACUUGGUCGCCGAGAGCCACCCAACGCUCAACCAGCACAUUGACGCCAUCAAGGGGUUCGCGGACCUUGGCGUUGAAGUUGCUCUCACCGAGCUUGAUAUUCGCCUCCAGACACCGGCAAAUGCCACCAAUCUCGCACUGCAGCGGGAGGCUUAUAAGAAUGCGGUUGGCGCUUGCGUCCAAGUCAGGGGCUGCAUCGGCAUUACCAUCUGGGAUUUCUAUGACCCUUUCAGCUGGGUUCCCUAUGUCUUCCCGGGUCAGGGUGCUCCACUCUUGUGGUUUGAGGACUUCACCACUCAUCCUGCCUACGACGGAGUUAUCGAGGCGCUGAAGAACAAGACGAAGCGCGGAGGUAACCAUGCCCGCUCAGCCCGCCUUUGGACUGUUUGA
Canariomyces notabilis is the source of this 1107-nucleotide messenger RNA. RefSeq names its product glycoside hydrolase family 10 protein. NCBI's taxonomy places the organism in Eukaryota, Fungi, Ascomycota, Sordariomycetes, Sordariales, Chaetomiaceae. Gene Ontology annotation, molecular function: hydrolase activity, hydrolyzing O-glycosyl compounds. The record is from RefSeq and is a predicted model, not a curated record. Gene Ontology annotation, biological process: carbohydrate metabolic process. The transcript has 3 exons. The coding region runs from base 1 to 1107 and encodes 368 amino acids.